This is a messenger RNA of Bactrocera dorsalis (oriental fruit fly), 2867 nucleotides long. RefSeq lists its product as uncharacterized. The record is from RefSeq and is a predicted model, not a curated record. NCBI's taxonomy places the organism in Eukaryota, Metazoa, Arthropoda, Insecta, Diptera, Tephritidae. The transcript is spliced from 3 exons. The coding region runs from base 836 to 2209 and encodes 457 amino acids.
UAGCGGCAUUUGGCUAGUUUGAUUUGCGUUGUUCGAUUGGUGAGGUUAUUUUGUUUUGUACGGUAGUGCGCGUAAUUGAAGUUGGUAUGUGCGAGAACGUUAAAUACAUCGCUUUCGAAAAUAUUAAGUGGAAUUUAAUAAUAUUUCUUCAUAUGAAUCUUAAAUAAUACUAUUCAGAUUCGAUGCGGAUCUUAUGCGCUUACGCGGUGCUUUUGUUUACAUUUGCUAGCUAGUGCGGUAUUGUGAUUUCAAGUAAAUUUUUAGCAAUACGACACAUUUAUAUGCCAAAUAAAUUUUGACAUCAUGCCAAUCUUUGUAAUGGAACCGAUAUAUCAAAUGUGCUAUUGUUAUCGAGACUUAAUUAAAAAGCCUGUGAAUAGAAAAUAAGUGUCACGCUGAAAUAAAGUACUUGAUCAAAUGAAUCAAGCGACUAACGAAUUUCGAUCAAGUGAAGUCCACCUACACAUAUAACAAAAAUAUAUUUGUGACAACAUCCGCUUACUACGAAACCGUUUUUGUGUAGUUUUACUAAGCUGUAUUUGUGUGUGUUUGCUUUUGUCACAAUUGAUCGCAUUAUUAAUUGCAGCCAUAAUUUGCCAACAUAAAUUCAAUUAAACUUACUAAUUGCUCCAUUCGCCCAACUUUUGUUAAGUGAAUAUGUAUGAGCUAGACGAAAGAUAAUUGCAAGUGUCACGCUACUUUAUGAAAAAGGUCAAUUACAAAUAAAAGAAAAAAACAAACGUACAUAACUACAUAUGUUUUUGUGUAAACAUUUGUGUUGGUAAGUGUGUUGGGCAAAUUUUGUGUAAAUUGAAAAAAAGAAAGUGCCGGAAAAAUGUAUACGAAACGCCCACCUAUUAAAGAGCUCCAUCCUAAACGUAAAGUAAAUUGCUGUCAGGAGUCGAAUUUAGUGUUGCUGCCUUGUGCUGUAAGUAGAAAACAUGGUGGUAUAGGUGCCCCAAUGUAUGUGACAUUUUUGAUAUUGUGUUGCGCCAGUAAUUUCGAUCUGGCCAAAGCGCGGGCGUCUGGUACGAACCCUGCCGCCACAGCAGAUAUAUCUGCUACGACGCUUACAGCAUCAACUGCACAUGCGAAUCACAAGCAACAUCAUCGUAGUACACUACAAUACGCGCACAAUAAUUUUACCCAUUUGCAAGAAAGAAGUGCAACGGAUUUUACGGUGGAAAAGGGUGGCGUUAGCGCUGGUAGCAGUAUGCCAGAUGUUGCGGUACCUUUGGCGGCUCGUACGCCAGAUGCCCGAACAAAUGCAGGUUGUCCGCCCACUACGAGUUCACAUUGUCUGCGCUGCAACAGCGAGGGUUGCAUUAAGUGCCCCGCCUAUCUGAUGACCGACACACGUCAGUGUGUGGAGCAAUGUCCUUCCGGCUACAUCGAUCAAUGGUCGGCGCACACCGAAUUCAUGGGACGCGUCUGCGUGUCCACCGGUUACUCGGGUCCGCUCAUGGCCGCUAUUGCAGGACUAAUAGGCGGCUUUGUGGUUUGUCUCACGCUACUAGCUGUCGCCAUGAUGUUGGUGCGACGUCGACGUAGACGUAAAUCCAUCAAACAGAAGCUGAUCAACGAGAAUACCAUGGAUCGUUCCGAUUUUCUGCGACAACUCAAUGAAAUGCGUCCGAAUGCAGAAUAUUUCCUAGCGAUGCUCAACGAUACGCGACGCCAAAUACGCAAGUUGUAUUUGUCGGGUGAGGUGGGCGCAGCGAAUUCCUAUCGACCGAUAGUACGCGAUCUUGCCAAAAUACUGAUACUGUUGAAUCGACCAAUCGAAUUGAUACCGGCGGCACCGCACGACUGGAAUCGUUUGUACACGUGGUCCGAACAGGCAUUAGAGCGUUACAAGCCGCAAGUGGGCCAUUUAAUCGAUUUCUUUCAGCCCUCUGGUGGCGGACGCGGCAGCAGCAGCGUUGGCAUUACCGAUGACUUCGAUGCAACGUUCUUCCCACAGAAGAACAACGUCUACCGGCAGAGCAUGUUGGCGGGCUCGGGUCAGCAAAAGCUACACAUGUUCGGCUCGCUAAUCAGCUUGCAUGAAUUUGAGGAGCCGCGCCCUUCCGAUCCCUUCGGCAGCAGCUUCAACACGCUCAAAAGUGGCAAUCUGAUAUCGGAUCUCAAUGCGAGUUCGUUAUGGCUGGAAGACGAAUUCUAUAAAUUGGGCUUUCGGCCGCAGGACGAAAUCACGACUGAGUUAUAAUGUCUGCUGUGUGUUUUUUGUUUGUAUCGUUUCUCAAAUAGAAUUGUGUUAGUUUUGUUUUACUUAUUUUAUAUGGAUUAGCUAAGAUACUUUAUUUUAUAUUAUGUAAUAUAAUUUUAAUUAAAAAGUAUUAUUUUAUUUUGUUAAAACGAGUAGCUGCUUAACAUCUACAGAAUACAUUGUGUUUGCUUAAUAAACACAUACUGUUUUUUAAUCACAAAUAUUUACAAACAAUUUUUACAAAUCACUAAAUGUACAGUCGACGUCACAAGUAUGUAUACCAACACGCAAUCAUGUAAGAACGCACAAAGUUAUUGCAAAAGCAUGGAACUAUUGUCUGUUUUAUAGGAUAAUUUGUUAUAAAAUAAUAAACAGUAAUAACUGUAAAGUUGUAAUUGAAAGAAAGCACCAACGAACAAACAAAAGAAAAAAACGCCGCCCAGUUGCCGCUAAGCAGCGACUAGUGUACGCCUACACUUUGCUUCCAUGAGCUGGAAAGCCAAGCAAAACAUUCCUAGUUUAUAGAAAAUAUUUUCGAGUAGUGAUAGAUUUAUAUGUACAUAAUAAUAUAAACUGAGUUGCCUUAUUUUGCGUAUAAGUUGAAAAAUGUGAAAAUAUAAAAAUGAACUAGUCAAUAAAAAAUAUAAAAAAACGAAAA